Saccostrea cuccullata (small rock oyster) is the source of this 804-nucleotide messenger RNA. RefSeq lists its product as uncharacterized. The transcript has 2 exons. Bases 10 to 804 code for a protein of 264 amino acids. NCBI's taxonomy places the organism in Eukaryota, Metazoa, Mollusca, Bivalvia, Ostreida, Ostreidae. The record is from RefSeq and is a predicted model, not a curated record.
GAAAGAUGAAUGCUGAUGGACCAGUUUCAGGAGCUAGAAAAUAUAUUUGAGGAACAUUUGGGUAUAGCAAACUCAGCUCAUUCACAACAUCAAUUUUAUGAAGACAGUUCUGGUGAACUGGAUACUGAAUGUGAUGCUGAUUUGCGUGAACCUUUAUCUGUAGAAAGACUAGCUCAUCUGUUCUUUGAUUCUGAUUAUGAUCAUGCUACAGAGACAGACCCCACAGGUGUACAAGAUGAGAAUGAUUGUAGUGAGAAUUUUUGUAUUGCAAGAGCUGGUUGUACGUGUUCAAAAAACUGCCUUGACAAUUUUUCCAUUGAGCAACUUACUGAUCAUAUAUACAGCAUUCGGGAUUUGGAGAAGGCAGAGAAGGAAAUUAUGAUUAUGACCAGUUUAAAUCAGUUUGGCUUUGGGAAAAAAUUAUCAAACCCUCGAAAGAGAACAAAGUAUACGUACACAUUUCAGGAACAAAAAAUAUGUAGAAAGGCAUUUGAGUUUAUAUAUGAUGUCAAAGAAUAUACGUUAGACAGCCUUCAAAAACAUUUGCAAUCUCAAGGCAUUACUCCUCGUGUCCAUGGUAACAAGGGAAGAAAAGCCCCAAAUGCUUUCAAGUUUGAAGAAGUCAAAAAUGCGGUGCAGUACUUGAUAAACUAUGCGAGUCAACACGGAAUACCCCAGCCAGCAGGAACCAGAGGAAGGGACACAGAACCUCCUGUCUUUUUACCAUGUUCAGAUACCAAAGAUGCUUUACACAAGCAGUAUGUUGAAAGCUGUGCCCAAUCCAACAUUCGGGCGCUGUUGUGA